UCUUGGAUUUAUACUGUUCGGUUUGCUCUUCUUUGGGGUGUUUCUCAGGGCCUUAUGCAUGUAGCUUUUCUUGCAUAUUAGGCGUUUGAUUAAAGUUUUCAAUAAGCUUCCUAGAUCAUUUACUUUCCUAGAGAAAAAAAUGAGGUGGAGGAGAGCAUAAGCGGCAAAACCAAUUACCCAUUUGAAACAGAGAAAGACGCUGCAAGCCUAGUUUGGUUGUCCUCUUCAGUACAUUUUUCAACUGUCUUACAAUGCAAAGAGUCUCGAGGAUCAUAACCUUAUCAGCACCAAAUCUCCUCACCUAUGCUUCAUCUACAUGUACUAUCGCAAGGCUGUCUUUUACAACUUUGUCUGUGCGACCGAACAUUCAAAACCUGCAAGAGAGAGCAAUUCCGGGCGACUUUCUGAGAUGGGGUUCGCUUGGUUUCAUCAGAAAUUCAAGAUUCGCCACUGGCUUUUCGCCGUUGCAGCCCAAGCCGUUGGACUCGAUUAUGGAUUUCGAGAGGGCUAAGGAUCGUUCGCCGGAGGACCUUGCUUCGAUUUGGGAUGACUACCACUUGGGACGAGGUCACAUUGGUGCAACAAUGAAGGCAAACCUUUAUAACUUGUUGGAGCAGAGAGCAGCAUCUUGCCGGUAUUUUGUGAUUCCCUUGUGGAGAGGAAGUGGUUAUGUAACAAUCUUUCUUCAAGUGCAGAUGCCACACAUGAUUCUCACAGGUCUUGAAGAUUACAAGGCUAGGGGAACCCAAGCGUCUCCCUACUUCACCAUAACUUACUACAAAGAAUUUGCAGAAACCAAGAACCUGGUGCUUAUCCGUGGAGACAUUGUGUUCACCAGCAAACUCAGCGACUCAGAGGCAAAAUGGCUCUUGGAGACUGCUCAGUCAUUUUAUUUGAACGAUGUGAGAUACAAGUUGGUUGAAAGAUUCAACAAAGAAACUCAUGAUUUCGAGUUCAAGGAUGUCUUGCAAGCAUUGGAAAUACCCACUUUAUGAUAUUAAAAGGACAACUUUGGUGAAUGAUGGUAUAGAAGAAUGAACACCAUUAAGUUUGUUGUCUGUAUUUUUGUUUCCCUUUCCAAUGGUGACUAUUCCAUUUGAAGAAUUAUUAUUAUUAUUAUUAUUUUUUU
Molecule: messenger RNA, 1129 nt
Organism: Ziziphus jujuba (common jujube)
Lineage: Eukaryota; Viridiplantae; Streptophyta; Magnoliopsida; Rosales; Rhamnaceae
Exons: 4
Coding region: 252-995 (247 amino acids)
Biological process (GO): mitochondrial proton-transporting ATP synthase complex assembly
Cellular component (GO): mitochondrion
Source: RefSeq, a predicted model, not a curated record